Spodoptera litura is the source of this 2375-nucleotide messenger RNA. It is a transcript of the gene Nsun2, whose product is annotated as tRNA (cytosine(34)-C(5))-methyltransferase Nsun2. Lineage: Eukaryota; Metazoa; Arthropoda; Insecta; Lepidoptera; Noctuidae. Gene Ontology annotation, biological process: tRNA methylation. Gene Ontology annotation, molecular function: tRNA binding; tRNA (cytidine-N5)-methyltransferase activity. The record is from RefSeq and is a predicted model, not a curated record. Gene Ontology annotation, cellular component: nucleus; cytoplasm.
CAACGACAACGUCACGUCAAGCAACAUAAUAUCGCGCGAUUAUUGAAUGAUUUUAUUGAAUUUCACACAAAUAAGGCUACUAACACUUGGGAAUUAUCUUAAAAGGAUGGGCCGAAAAAAUCGCCAAUUCAAUAAGUUCGCCCAGCGAAAGCGGGAACGCAAAGAACAGGAGAAGAAUCCUCAGGAAAAGCCAGCGGCUGAUACCAGAAAGCAUUAUGAAGAUAUUGUGAGAGAAAAUGCUGCUUUUGAAGAGUAUUAUAAGAAUCAAAAAGUGUGCCCAGAAGAAGAAUGGGAUACGUUCAUGAAGACCCUAAAAGAGAACUUGCCCACAGCAUUCCGUAUCACAGGUUCUAAAUGUGAAGCAGCUGCUCUGAUGAAGAUAGUACAGAGUCAGUACUUCUCCGAGAUCCUGAAUAUGAAGCUGCAAGUAGAAGGGGAAGGUGAACAGGGAGAGGAGAUUAAACCUAUUAAUUUACCAUGGUACCCAGGUGGCUAUGCAUGGCAACUCCGUCUCUCUCGAACAGACAUCAGACGUAAUGAAGCUCUCUACAAACUUCAUAACUUCUUAGUUGCUGAGACUGCAGCCGGCGGAGUGUCAAGGCAGGAGACCGUGUCUAUGAUACCUCCUGUUGUGUUAGAUGUUCAGCCUCAUCAUAAGGUAUUGGACAUGUGUGCAGCUCCUGGAUCUAAAACAGCUCAGCUGAUUGAAUUUUUACAUGCAGAAGAAGACAAAAUGCCAACAGGUUUUGUGAUGGCGAACGACGUGGACAACAGUCGGUGUUACAUGUUGGUCCACCAAGCUAAGAGACUCAACUCUCCAUGUAUACUCAUCACUAACCAUGACUCCGCUGUCAUGCCAGCACUUGAACUUACUAAUGAACAGAAUCCAGGGUCGACCAAGCCACUGAAGUUUGACCGGAUUCUAUGCGACGUGCCGUGUUCAGGCGACGCUACUCUACGUAAGAACCCCGACAUAUGGCUCAAGUGGUCCACUGGGAAUGGAAACAAUUUGCAUGGCAUCCAAUACCGCGUCCUCAAGCGUGGCUGCGAGCUCUUAGAAGUAGGAGGUCGACUAGUGUACUCGACGUGUUCGUUCAACCCGGUGGAGAACGAGGCCGUCGUACACAGGGUGCUGCAGGAGACGGCCGGGGCUGUACAACUUGUUGACGUCGCUGCUAUGCUACCCGGACUUAAGUUUCAUAAAGGAAUGACCUACUGGCGUCCAGCGUCAAAAGACAUGGUGUUCUACGAGAAGUACGAGGAUGUACCGGAGAAGUGGCAGACCGUGGUCAGGCCGCAGAUGUUCCCGCCCAAACCUGAAGACCUACCCAAAUAUAAUCUCGAUAGAUGCAUAAGAAUUCUACCCCACCACCAAGACACUGGUGGUUUCUUCGUGGCAGUAUUUGAGAAGGUCUCCCCUCUACCAUGGGAGAAGGAUAUCAAGCCGGCAGAGAGCUCAGAAGUUAAAGAAGAAGAGAAAAAAGAACCGCCCAAGAAGAAGAGAAGAAUGGGCGGGUAUAGGGAGGAUCCUUUUGUUUUCUUCUCAGGCGAAGAAGAAGACGUGUACCCGUCAAUAAAAGAGUUUUACGACCUGCAACAAGAUUUCAACGCGACCUGUCUCCUAACAAGGUGUCAUGUCGGUAAAAAGAAGAAUAUAUACCUCGUGUCUCCUAUAGUUAAAGACGUAGUUUCUUUAAAUGAGGGCAAAAUGAAAAUCAUCAACACCGGAGUCAAGACUUUCGUGCGCUGCGAUAACAAGAAUAUGGUUUGCCCUUUUAGGUUAUCACAAGAAGGUCUCCAAAGUAUAACUCAGUUUAUAGGCCCGAAGCGUCGCCUGCGCAUUCUCAAGGAAGAUCUGAUCCUUGUACUACAGAAUGACAACCCUAGCAAGCCGCCCGAUGUCAAACUGUUCACUGAACAAACUCAGGAGUUGGUGAAGGACUUUGCUACAGGCAGCUGUGUACUAGAAUACAAAGAAGAGGGUCAGGAAUCCAACCUGGAGCUGACACUAGUAGGAUGGCGCGGCGUCCACUCACUGCGAGCAUACACUGCUACACCUGACACCGUCCAUUAUUUGAGACUGUUGGGCGCUGACUAUAGUAAAUAUGAUGUAAACAAAUUCAAAAAAGCCUCAGAAGUUCCGGACGCUGAAACCGAAGCUAAUGACGUCACAGAAACAGACGCGACUGAGUCCACUAGCGCCGCAGCGGCCGAUAGCGAAACUAACGGCGCAGGCGCUGACAUAGAAAUGGUUGAGCAAAAUGCUUCAUAGUAAAUUAUACUUUUGUAUAUUUAACUAUAAGUGAUAAUAUGUUAAUAUUAUAAUUAUAAUAUUUUAUUUUGUAUAACCUGAUUAAACGCUAUUGUUUAUCAAU